UUCGCGUCAUAAGGAAUCCGCGCACACUCGCAGGACGUCACGCACAAAGUUCCCACGACCCGGAUUACAUUCUGCGCGCGAUUUAUUAUGUUUUUAUAUGAGCCGUGGACUCUUAUAGGAGCGGAUGCUUUUCUUGAGUGAGAGGUAGAGUGACAGGGAGCAUAUUUUCCGCCACAGUCCCACCGAGCUCCUUUUUUUGGGCGGACUGAUACCGUGGGUCUUGAUCGCGCGUUCUGUGCGUUUUGUGCGCGGACGCUGCGCGGUCGCUUCUCAUUCAGGCCACUUUGAAACAUCUGGCACUGGAUAUAAUAACCAUUUUUUUGUGGACUGAGUGUCUUUGUUUUUCCAAUAUGUGCGUGGCCAGUGUGUGAUGGAAUGAGGGUGUAAGAAAGUGUACCUCUCUAUAAGGGAAUUUACACAUCUCUUCACAGCACAUAAAGCUCUGCUGUAGGAUGCAGGGAUGAUGCCCGUUCGGCGUGUGAAGGCUCAGCCACGUGUGUGGCCUCUGAGCACCGAGCCUUCUCCUUGGGUAUGGACGAUGCCAAGUGCUGCAGGACUAUGUGCCCUGAGCUCCACUCCUCAUGCGACCCUCCUUACCUCUGCCAGACCUCCUCCUCCUCUGCGCGCUGUCACAAGCUGGCAACUCUCUUGUGAUCCGUUCUUGCCACCACUCAUCAGCCCACUUCCAGUGCCAAAUGUUCAGUGGGAGCUUACAUCUAGGCCCCCCAUGCUGGGAUUUCAGCCUUCUGCGGGUGUUGAUCUGGUUCCUGUGUUCCCUGUUGUGUAUCGCACUGUACUUCAGCCACAUUACGGCAAGUCCUGGCUGGAAAAACGCACGCCUGACUACAAGGUUUAUCUAAAUAAUGCUUUGGAGACCUGGAUUGGGCCAGAAGAACUGGGAAUCUUUCAGCAUCAGGAAAAGCCAGUGCUAAUGACAAACCAAGUAGCGAUGAGCAUAUCGAGGCCAACAGCUGCCUCCAGGAAUUUCCACACUCUGCUUCUGACACCCAGGCGCAUUUCAGGUUGUCCAGUAGCCAUAAAACGAGUGCGGAGCAACAAACGGAUGGCUCUGGCAACAGCGGCACUGGUGGCUAUGGAAUCAGACAUGGCCCAGAGGCCAUCAUCCUCCUCAGCUCACCCUCUACACUUGCUAUCAUUGUCACCCAUUAAGAUCCCACUUCUGACAUCACCUAACCCAGGACCUCGCAGCACAUGGGAAGGACUGCUGAGUCCUGUUCUGCCCACACAGCUCACUGCUAUGAGGUCCCUCUCUGCCCCUGCUGUGACCCUUCUAACUGGUGACUGGAAAGAUAAAAAGGCUCCAGAAAAGAAACUGGAAGUGAGAAAGCCAUCCUGCACAAGAGCACUGGUGUUGCACUCUGAUUCAACACCAGAGGACAAAGUCGAGGAUGAGCAGUUUAAGAUUAGCAUGGAUAUUGACAACUCUCCUAAAGACAAACGGCCAGUUGCGUCCACUCCAGUGCCAGGAUCACCAUGGUGCGUGGUAUGGACAGGAGACGAUAGAGUUUUCUUCUUCAACCCCACCAUGCAGCUGUCUGUAUGGGAAAAACCAGUGGAUCUAAAAGACCGAGGUGACCUCAACAAAAUCAUUGAAGAUCCUCCACAUAAACGCAAGAAGGACAUGUCAGAGGAUGGUUCAAAUUCCCCUUCAGCUGAUGAUGAGGAUGAAGGCGAUGAUGAAGGAGAUCAUAUUCUGAAAUCUAAACGCAACAAAUUGGAGGAGCCAUCUAGCAAUUCAGUGUCUGCCAGUGAGGAGCAGAAUACAGAGAGGUGCGCAGCGUCCAAUCAGAUGGUCCUACCACUCGAACUGCGGAUCACGCACUUCAGAGAGAUGCUCCUAGAGAGAGGGGUCUCUGCAUUCUCAACAUGGGAGAAAGAAUUACACAAAAUUGUGUUCGACCCACGAUACCUGCUCCUGGGACCAGAGGAGAGGAAGCAGAUUUUUGAUCAGUUUGCCAAAGCCAGGAUAAAAGAAGAAUAUAAAGAGAGAAAGAACAAACUCCAACAGGCGAAAGAGGAGUUCAGGAAAUUACUUGAAGAGUCCAAAAUUACAUCCAAGUCAACUUUCAAAGAGUUCUCAGAGAAGUACGGCCGAGACCCACGCUUCAAACGUGUUCCCAAGCAGAAGGACCAGGAGCUGCUUUUCUCCCAGUUUGUCAGCGGCCUCAAGAAGCGUGAUAAGGAAAACCGAAUGAGGCUGAGAAAGAUGAGAUGAAGCCUCAACAGGCUGUGAAAUAAACUAUUUUGUUUUUACAGAAUGCCUUCUUGACAGAAAUCAAGUCAAACUGCACAAUGACACAAAAUGCCGCAGCAUCUGACAAAGUAAAUGAAACCCAUUGCAGCGUUUGUGGCUUUUAUUUGAUCUCUGGAUUUUCAGAACAACAAACGCACAAACAGGAAAGCACCAGAACCGGGCGGGUUCGACUUUAGAGGUAGUUCAACUCUGAGACUGAUCUGUUUCAUAUUGAAGCUCUUAAAGUUCAAUGUUGCAAGAUGUCAUAAUAACAAAAAAAAUAAAAAAAAAAUAAAUAAAUAAAAAAAUGAAGUGUAUUUCAAUAAAUAGGCAAACUGUACUGUUGGAAGCCAUUGACCUGAGCAUACAGGUAUUACGUGAUUUUUUUAAGGACUAUAAAUAUAAAAUGUUGACAAAUGCGCGCUGUAAUGAAGUUUUGUGGAAACGUAAUGUGAAGUAUGUGGAACGUCACAGCAGAACGUCUGAUUCUCCACAGCAUCUGUGAGAGUCUCUAAGUUGUCAUGUUUUGGUGGAUUUUUUCACGUUGUCUAAAGUGUUCCUUGUGAAUAAAAUUGUGAUCACUGUUGGAAAACCGAAAUGAUAUAAUUGAUACCUCUUUAAAACUAAUCACCGGUCUGGAAAUUGUUCUAAAAUCAGAUUUCUUGCAGGAAAUGUUUAAGCAUACACUACAUAAGGCACAUCAUUUAUUUAUCGCAGAGGCUAUUUGUUCUCUCAGCAGAAACAAGAUGUGUUUUUGAGUUCCGACACCUACACAGUGUUCCUGAACCGGUAAUCAUUAUUAGGCUGUAUGGAAGCCUGAUGUAAUAAAGUUGUGGAUUUGGAAAGAAUUUUAGACUUUGCAAUUGUCUUUGUGUUGAUGAAGACAAGCACACAUAGACACAC
Hemibagrus wyckioides is the source of this 3157-nucleotide messenger RNA. It is a transcript of the gene tcerg1l, whose product is annotated as transcription elongation regulator 1 like. Lineage: Eukaryota; Metazoa; Chordata; Actinopteri; Siluriformes; Bagridae. Bases 461 to 2236 code for a protein of 591 amino acids. Gene Ontology annotation, molecular function: transcription coregulator activity; RNA polymerase binding. The transcript has 14 exons. The record is from RefSeq and is a predicted model, not a curated record. Gene Ontology annotation, cellular component: nucleus.